AUGGCUGCGCGGGUCGGAGCGCUGGCAGCGCUGGCAGUGCUCGCAGUGCUGGCAGCGGUGGCAGUGGUGGCAGCGGUGGCCCUGCUGGCUGUGGCCGAGGCGGCGCUGCCGAAGCCGGCGCGGGCGCCCCCGGUUCUGCACAAGCCUUUCCUGGUGGUGUGGAACGCGCCCACCGAGCAGUGCCGGCUGCGGUACAAGGUGGACCUGGACCUCGGCGUUUUUGACAUCGCAUCCAACAUCAACGAGACUCUGAGUGGAUCCAACGUGACAAUCUUCUACCACACCCAUCUGGGACACUACCCCUACUACUCAGAUAAUGGAGAUCCCGUUAAUGGAGGGGUGCCCCAGAAUGAAAGUCUUAUCAAGCACCUCAGCAAAGCAAAGUCUGACAUUGACUAUUGCAUACCCAUGAAGAAAUUUCAGGGACUUGCAGUCAUUGACUGGGAAAACUGGAGGCCCCAGUGGGAUAGGAACUGGGGCAAUAAAAGCAUUUAUAGAAAUAAAUCUCUCGAGAUUGUUAGGAGACGGCAUCCUCGGUGGUCAGAGGACAAAAUUAGGAAAGUGGCUAAAGAAGAAUUUGAAAAUGCUGGCAGGAGUUUUAUGAAUAACACCAUCCUUCUGGCUGAGCACAUGAGACCAAACGGUUUGUGGGGUUACUACCUUUACCCAGACUGCUACAAUUACGAUUACAAAGAACACCCCCAGACAUACACAGGGAAAUGCCCAGCCAUUGAGUCCUUCCGCAACGACCUCCUGCUCUGGCUGUGGAGGGAAAGCACUGCUCUCUACCCAUCUAUAUACCUGGAUUAUAUACUGAAGUCAAGUCCAAAUGCAUUAAAAUUUGUUCACUAUCGGGUUAAAGAGGCAAUACGUGUUGCCUCAAUUGCUAGAACAGACUAUGUUUUGCCAGUAUUUGUUUACUCCAGACCAUUUUAUGCCUAUACUUUUCAUGUUUUAACAGAGAGGGAUCUGGUCAGCACCAUUGGGGAAAGCGCGGCGUUGGGAGCAGCGGGAGUUGUUCUCUGGGGCAGCAUGCAGUACGCCAGCUCAAAGGAGAGCUGCUUAACGGUGAAGCGGUACAUCGACGGACCUUUGGGGCACUAUGUCAUCAAUGUGACCUCAGCAGCCAAGCUCUGCAGCAAAGUGCUGUGCAAGAAGAAUGGCAGAUGCAUCCGCAGGAACAGCGACUCCUCUGCCUACCUCCAUUUGUCACCCAGGGAUUUCAAGAUCCACGUCCGUCACUCAGAGAGGGGCCCCAGGUUCCAGGUGACUGGCAAACCCAGCCUGGAGAGCAUUGAAGCCAUGAAGCAGAGGUUUAUUUGUCAGUGUUACCAGGGCUGGACAGGAAUAUUUUGUGAAUUGCCUGACCAAAGUCUAUUGGAACACUGGGUUCAUGUAGUGUUUAGUAGAUCAAGAGAACAAAGCCUUUUUAGCUUCCUCUUAGGAGCCAUGCAGCUUCUUCUGCUUUGUUCUACGCAUUAAGGUUUCUAAGGCAGUUCAAGGGAAUAAAAAUGGUGCCUCUAAGAGUCCUGUUUCUUAAAAGAAAUUAUUGUAAAGGGAAAAGGUAUUCUUGAUUAAAUGAUUUUAUUCUGUUUUAGUAAUU
Melospiza melodia melodia is the source of this 1603-nucleotide messenger RNA. RefSeq names its product hyaluronidase-1-like. Gene Ontology annotation, biological process: carbohydrate metabolic process; hyaluronan catabolic process. Gene Ontology annotation, cellular component: cytoplasmic vesicle. Lineage: Eukaryota; Metazoa; Chordata; Aves; Passeriformes; Passerellidae. Gene Ontology annotation, molecular function: hyalurononglucosaminidase activity. Bases 1 to 1482 code for a protein of 493 amino acids. The record is from RefSeq and is a predicted model, not a curated record. The transcript is spliced from 3 exons.